Molecule: messenger RNA, 2543 nt
Organism: Vespula vulgaris
Lineage: Eukaryota; Metazoa; Arthropoda; Insecta; Hymenoptera; Vespidae
Exons: 3
Coding region: 659-1156 (165 amino acids)
Source: RefSeq, a predicted model, not a curated record
CGUGUAUAUAUAUAUAUGUCUAUAUAUAUAUAUAUAUAUAUAUAUAUAUAUACGUAUCUUCGUUUCGCGUCGUCGUUUCGCGACGUAGCCAAAGGGGAACGAGAGAAGUGCGCGUACGUCGAUAAAUAAGAGAAUAAUAAAAGUAAGAGAGAGAGAGAGAGAGAAAGAGUGAGAAGAGAAGAAAAGAGAAGAGAAGAGAAGAGUGGAAGAGAGAGAGAGAGAGAGAGAGAGAGAGAGAGAGAGAGGGGAAAGAACCCGAGUUGUGCGCGUAUCUCGCUAGUGAGUUUCUUCCUCGUUUGAGAGGAAUCGUCCUCGUUUCUUCUUCUUAUUGUUUAUUAUGCGGAUUAAAAGCUAUUCGUAACUUCGCUCUACGUUGUGUUGAAACAGUGAUUGGGAGAAGGAAAAAAAAAGAAGAGGAAGAAAUAAGUAAAGAAAAACACACGCCAUUCAAACGAACGUUUACACACGUAUACACAUUCACUCGCACGAGGAGAGAGAGAGAGGGAGAGAGAGAGAAACAGAGAGAGAGAGAGAAAGAAAGAAAGAAAGAAAGAAAGAGAUACACGCAGAUACACAGUGAAGAAGAAGUAGAAGUAAAUAAGAAACAAAAAGGACGAAAAACGACGAUACGGUGGUGUUCCGCUUGGGAAGUCGAAAAAUGCGAAGGGGACGAAGCGUCGCGUUACGCCGCCUCCUCGUCGUCGUGGCCCUGCUCUCUCUUUCUGCAGCUGCCUACGCUUUACCAGGUAACGACAACAAGCGAUCAAGGACGUGCGACAUCUCGGACGCGAAUAACAUCUCAUGCUCCAAGCAUGAAAGAUGCGUCCAGAAAAAAAUCAAUGAAAAGAUAGAAGGGGUGUGCGACUGCGAACAAGGUUACGAAUACGUAAAGGAUGAUGAGUGCUGGCCUAGUGUAUCGCUGAUUCCAAUUAAUUCGACAACUGUCAGACUGGAUCACGCAGAGGAUUCAGGAGGUAGUUCAGUAGCCGCUGGUCUUUUGAUACCAACCUUCCUGAUAAUAAUUGGCGUCGUACUGUAUUUCGGUGCGAGACGAUACAGAUGGCUCCAACGAUUUCGACAAUAUCGACAACGACGUUACGGCAACGUCCUAGUCACAAGAGACGACGAUGACGAUGACGAUCCUCCAAUAGCGUAAGAAGAAAUGAAAAAUGUUUGGGAAGGAAGAAAAUAAGAGAGAAAGAGAGAAAAGAAUAUACGUAUGUGUAAAAAGAGAGAGAGAGAGACAGAAAAAGAAAGAAAAGAAUGCUUUGAUCGAGACGCACCUGCUCGCCAUGAUAAGAUAGAUCAUCAUCGAUAGACGACUAGAAUAUUUAUAUACAUAUUAUAAUAUGGAAUGUUUCGAUCGCCAGCAAAAUACAGUAAACGUCGCAUUGUUUCUUUCCAUGUGCGUUAUUGUAUGUCGCUCUCGUCGUCUAAUUUUUCUUCUGUAUAAUUGAUUAUUAUUUUUUUUUUUUAUUAUACAUAUACAAGAAAUAACAAAGACUUACGAUCGAGCAACAACAAUUAUCGAACAUAGCAAGUGAAAUUAAUCGAGAAGCCAAAUGUAAAGAGGCACUUGAGCGAGUAACGAUUUUUUUUAUACUAUUCUCAAUAUCAGCGGUAUGUGCCUUCUCUUAUGGUUAAUCCGCUUCUAAUGGUAUCGUUUCCAAUUCUUUAACUAUUAACUAUUCGUUCCUCAUUCAAGUGCAGAUAUAUAUAUAUAUAUAUAUAUAUAUAUAUAUAUAUAUAUAUAUAAUACAUAUAUAUAUACAUAGACAAAAUAUAGACACAUAUUCAAAUUUAAAUGGGUGCAAUGCGACGAACUGCACAUUUGAAAUUCUCAUUAAGAUAUACUAUCAUCGAGUGUAUGAUUUUUUAUAUUAAUAUUAUAAUAAUAUUAAUAUUAGUAUGUUGGUCAAUUUCAUUUAUAUAUACACAUAUAUAUUGUCAAUAAAUUCAAGAAAAUUAAUUAAAGCAACUCAACGAGUUCUACUAUAAACAAGAUGACAACUAUAAUAGAAUCGUAUUGAAUAUCAUUAUCUUUCUAUAUGAUUGUGUGUUUUUGUACUCAAUAACGCAAUGAAUACGAAACACAUAACGCGAUUGUCUGUAUCUGUUGUCAUAACGUAUUGAGUUUAUUCUUAUCGAAUAUUAAGUUCCGAUAAAUAUUUUAAACACUUUGACUAGAUAAAAUAAUGUAUUUCGUGUCUUUUUUUUAUUUUUUCCUAUUUUUUUUUUUUUUUGUAUAAUGAACUAAACAUAUUUUUUGUACGAUAUGAUGUCAUAACCAACGGCACCAUUCUUGUCGUAAUCGCAUUACAUUCGAUGAUUGAAUAAUUAUUUCCUCAUAUAGUCUUGCUGCUUGGAGAAUUAUUUUAAAUCUGGAUGACUCAUAACGAUGAUCUGUCUUAACAAAUGUUGUCGUCGUUUACCAAAGAAUCGGUGAAUUCAAAUGUAACCAUUGGUUCCUUGUCGAGUGGAUGGUGCGAAAUAAUGAUAUAUAUAUAUAUAUAUAUAUAUAUAUAUAUAUGUAUAUAUAUAUA